AUGACAAUGUUCAGCCUAUCUUCUAUAUCAAAACGAUUAUUUUCUCACAAAUUACAUUCAAUUUAUCUAACCGGAUUUCUUCUUCUCUCGAUCGGUGGUUAUUUACCUAGUGCGUACAGUUAUGCACUAUUCAGUAGUUAUGGUAUCGAUCGCGCGACAAUCGAACUCUUCUUUGUCUAUUGUUUCGUUGCUUCGUUAUUUGUUGGCACAUUUGUUGCUUCUCUAGCGGAUCGUUUUGGACGACGACUUGCGUGUCUGUCAUGCAGUUUCUUCUACGGGUUGUAUCAUGUCGCAUGUCAUUUUCCUUCGAAACAAAGUUUAAUUAUUGGACAUAUUUUUCGCGGAAUAGGCGAUGCACUGUAUGCUACAGCAUUCGAAGCGUGGCUGAUGCAAGAACAUAAACAACGGAAUUUAAAUGAUCAACAUCUUGAAUACACAUUGAAUAAUGCAAAUAUUUAUCUUAAUAUCGCCACUAUUGGAACAGGUUUUCUUGCACAACUGCUUGCAAAGUCGUAUGGUUACAUUGCUCCAUUUACUGUUGGCGUUGGAUUUUUCAUGAUUACAUUCAUUUUUAUCGUUUGCCAUUGGUCAGAGAAUUACGGACGAGAAAAAAGUCAUAUGCAUGCGUCGUUCAUCUCUGCAAUGAAGAUUUUACGAGCAGACACUCGCAUUUUACUUUGUGGACUAUGUAAUGCACUGUUUUCCGCCUCGUCAUACAUUUGGUUAAUCGAAUGGGCGCCGACGUUAGAAGCAGCAACUAACCUGACCAUAUCGAAACCAUUACCAUUGGGAUACAUAUAUUCCGGCUAUUUGUCGUCACGAUUGUUUGGAGCGUGUAUGUCUGGUCCACUGUUAAAACGGUUUCGGCCACAAAUGCUUCUAUCAAUACUUUAUCUGAUCGCUGCCCUAGCCUUGAGUAUACCGAUUAUCAUGCCAGAUGAACAAAUCAUUGUGCUAUUCGGUUUUGUUGUCUUUCAAAUCUGUAUUGGAACAUUCUGGCCGGCCAUUGCAUUGUUGCGAAGUGAAUAUAUUCCAAAUGAAUUACGUUCGACGUUGAUGAAUUAUUUACGUGUGCCUCAACUUUUGCUAAUGCUUAUUGUUUUACUCGGACAUUUCUCAUUAUCAACAGUGUUUACACUUUGUGUAUCGAUGCUUUUUGUAGCGAUGUUUAUCAUGCUGCUAUUGCGAAAACUUUAA
Messenger RNA from Adineta ricciae, 1197 nucleotides. Lineage: Eukaryota; Metazoa; Rotifera; Eurotatoria; Adinetida; Adinetidae. The record is from the annotation of a GenBank genome assembly.